Molecule: messenger RNA, 2439 nt
Organism: Danaus chrysippus (African queen)
Lineage: Eukaryota; Metazoa; Arthropoda; Insecta; Lepidoptera; Nymphalidae
Source: the annotation of a GenBank genome assembly
AUGGCUGGCGCACAAGAAAAAUGGUAUUUUACAAAAGUGCAACUACAGAAUUCGCCAAGCAGAAAAUGCGGUUUAGAUGCAGAUAAAGAGUUAGCAUAUAGGCAGCAGGCCGCUAAUCUCAUACAGGAUAUGGGCCAACGGCUUCAAGUAUCACAAUUAUGUAUAAACACAGCAAUAGUGUAUAUGCAUCGGUUUUACGCGUUCCAUUCAUUCACACAGUUUCACAGGAAUGCUAUAGCUGCUGCAGCUUUAUUCCUCGCUGCAAAGGUGGAGGAGCAACCAAGGAAAUUGGAAUAUGUAAUAAAAGUGGCUCACGUGUGCUUACAUCGAGGGGAGAGCGUGAAUGCACUAACACCAGAACAAUAUCAGGAACAGGCGCAGGACCUAGUGUUCAACGAGAACGUACUCCUACAGACGUUAGGAUUCGAUGUGGCCAUCGACCACCCGCACACGCACGUGGUACGAACCUGCCACCUUGUUAAAGCUCCCAAAGACUUGGCGCAGACUUCGUAUUUCAUGGCGUCCAACAGUCUCCAUUUGACCACAAUGUGUCUUCAGUACAGACCUACUAUUGUCGCCUGUUUCUGUAUACAUCUGGCGUCUAAGUGGAGCAAUUGGGCGAUACCUCAAUCUAACGAGGGUCGCCACUGGUUCUCAUAUGUUGAUAGGGAUGUAACUACGGAAAUGUUGGAGAGACUUACAUCAGAGUUUCUUCACAUAUUCGACAAAUGUCCGUCUAGAUUGAAACGAAAGAUGAUGACUAUGUCGAACAGUGGUAGUUCACCUCACGCUGGUUCCAGCUUUGAUAAGAAACACUCAUUGGCUAACAGUGAUGAGAUAGACAAGUCGUUUGAUAAAGAAUAUGAAAGGGAGAGGCGUCGUCAACAGGCGCCCGGCGGUUACGUACCCGCAACCGCACCACAAGCAGCGCAGCCGCAAAAGAUAGACUUCAAUUUGUACAGAGAGAAGAGAGAGAGAGAGGAAAGAGAACGGAGAGAGGACAGAGAGAGACGGCAACAGGCGUUACAACAGAGACCGGCGCCACAGAACAGACCGAACAACAACCCCCCGCCACACAACAGACCGCCACACAAACCGCCACACCCCUGGCCACACAAACCGCCACACAACAAACCACCAGACAGACAUCGACAGAUCCCAUCCACAUCACAUCCCAUAAACCCAACACCCAACCCUCCAGUACACACUGAAGUAAGAACGCGCCCGCCGUCAUUGUUCUCGCCAGAAAACGCCACAACGCCGACAGCGGCCGCCGCGGCGCCACGACGGACCAACCCGCCACAAAGACCUAGACCGGAGCCACGGCCUAGUGUGAGCGCGCCACAACCACCUAAUGUGCCUAUACCGCAUAUACCUCAACCUCAACCUCAAGAGAAACCAAUCAGUCCUCACAAGAAGAGGCCCGACCCCACCGCCGUAGUAAGAGACAUGCAGCCACCGGCCAUACUAUCACCCUUCUCAUCGCCAAGAGAAAAACAAAGGCCGAGAUUGAAUUCAAAUUCCGAGCCAGAAUUAGUUCCGGUGGUCAAGAAAAUAGAUGAAACGCCCGGAUAUGAAAACGUUAUAAGGGAAUCGCAACGCGGAAACGCUAUUAAGACGAGAGCACCCGAAAGAAAACCCGAAGCUAGGGCGUUGAAUGGAAUAGAAACUGAUCCUACGUUAGUCUCGAAUUUACUCAAAGAGAGUUUAGCUAAACCGGCGCCGAUUACUGUGGCGACGGAGAAGAAGUCGCCCGUGGAGAAAAAGGAACCUGUCGAAAUACAACCGAACCCCGUAGAACACACACAACCACACACACAUACACACACACAGCCUCAUAACCAGUCACACACACACACACAACCCACACCCACAGAGGACGGCGACCACAAACACAAGAAGGACAAGAAAAAGAAAGAGAAACACAAACACAAAGACAGGGACAAGUCAAAGGACGAGAGGAAGAAACACAAGAAGGAUAAAGAUAAAGAAAAGGAUAAGGAAAAGAAAGAUCAACCUCCACCGACACCCACACCCGCACCGGAAACGGAUGGCGCGCUAAGAAUAACGAUACCCAGGGAAAAACUAUCCGCCAGUCCGGGACUGAAAAUAAAGAUACCCAAGGAACGACUAGCAGUUCCACCGCCACCACCCAGCGGGCUCAAGAUCAAGAUAUCCAAGGAAGUGUUGGAGACUUCAAGGAAGAGGGCUGCGGGUCUACCAGAGGCCCCGCCACACAAGCUGCCACGCCACGACCACAAGGUAGGUUGGCCCCUCCCGCCCCCCUACAGGCCCCCCCUCCCGUACUACGUAGUCGCCCCCCCGCCGCCACUAUACUACGGGGACUACUUCUACGGCAUGUUCAGACCACCACAGCAGCCACAGCCGCCGCUGCCACCGAUGCCACCACCGGCCGUGCCACCGCCGCCGCCCGAAUGA